CGUUUGACGAGACUACCUAGAAAAAUAAGUGAUGCUAUAAAGUUAGCUGAAAACCCUAAUUUCUGCUGCGCCGACCUCUCUCCGCCACCAUACGCCACUCCUCCGCCGCGGCGCGACGAGCAAUUGAGGCUGAUCUAACAAGUUUUCACGCUACCCCAAUUCCAUCGACUAUCUGUAGGGAACCAUUUCUGAACUCCCCAGCAAAAUUCACCAAAAAUUAGAUGUCUCCCCGUUGAGAAAGCUAGCUGCUUUGAACCUCGAUCGCCUUCUGGUAGCUAAUUAACACGUACACCAGCCUCGAGAUAGAAGUGAAAAGGUCUGAUGAAGCACAUUGUGAAGAUUAUGGCGUUGCUGGUAGCUUUGUCGGCUGUCUGGAUUAGUUUGUUACAAACGUCAGUCCUUCCAAAGAGUUGUACUUGGUUGCUGCCACUCUACUUCAUUGUAUCACUUGGAUGUUACGGUCUCUUGAUGGUCGGAGUUGGUCUAAUGCAAUUUCCAACUUGCCCACACGAGGCUAUCCUAUUACAACAGGAUGUUGUUGAAGCCAAGGAAUUCCUAAAGGGGAAAGGGGUGGAUGUUGGCGCUAAUUGAUCUAUCCAUUGUUACUCUCACUAUUGUUCAUAUUUGGAAGCUCUGCAGAUCAUCAACUAACUCAUCUGACGGUUGAGAUUACAUGAAAGUUAAACCAAACCUUCUUUAGUUGUGUUAAAGAAAUUAUAUACUGCCAAUUUUUUGUUGGAUAAAUUGGUGUUUGGUUUUUAGAAAAGUACAGAUUAUAUCAGAAGUUUCCUCAUGCCUGAAUAGUACUUUACACAGUUAACUCAUUUCUAUCUCAUGCUGAAUGGAGUAAUUAGUAGA
Salvia splendens (bonfire salvia) is the source of this 858-nucleotide messenger RNA. Its product is annotated as dolichol-phosphate mannose synthase subunit 3-like. The record is from RefSeq and is a predicted model, not a curated record. Lineage: Eukaryota; Viridiplantae; Streptophyta; Magnoliopsida; Lamiales; Lamiaceae. Gene Ontology annotation, biological process: GPI anchor biosynthetic process. Gene Ontology annotation, cellular component: endoplasmic reticulum membrane; dolichol-phosphate-mannose synthase complex. The transcript has 4 exons. Bases 322 to 591 code for a protein of 89 amino acids.